AUGCGACGGAGCUGGAAGAUGGCUCUGGCUGGGGGCCUGCGGUGCUGCCGCCGGGUACUGUCUUGGGUGCCAGUGCUCGUUAUCGUCCUUGUCGUGCUCUGGUCCUACUAUGCCUACGUCUUUGAGCUCUGCUUGGUGACUAUAUUGAGCCCAGCCGAAAAAGUUAUCUACCUCAUACUCUACCAUGCCAUCUUUGUGUUCUUUGCCUGGACCUACUGGAAGUCUAUCUUUACACUCCCACAGCAGCCAAACCAGAAGUUUCACUUGUCCUACACAGACAAGGAGCGCUAUGAAAAUGAACAGAGACCUGAGGUCCAGAAGCAGAUGCUCAUCGAUAUGGCCAAGAAGCUACCAGUUUACACGAGAACCGGGAGUGGAGCUGUAAGAUUCUGUGAACGAUGCCAUCUAAUCAAGCCAGACCGUUGCCACCACUGCUCUGUCUGUGCCAUGUGCGUAUUAAAAAUGGACCAUCACUGCCCAUGGGUUAAUAACUGCAUUGGAUUUUCCAACUACAAAUACUUCCUUCAAUUCUUAGCAUAUUCUGUUCUCUAUUGCCUAUACAUUGCUACAACAGUCUUCAGCUAUUUCAUCAAAUACUGGAGAGGAGAAUUACCCAGUGUUCGCUCCAAGUUCCAUGUCCUUUUUCUUCUCUUUGUCGCCUGUAUGUUCUUUGUGAGCCUUGUGAUUCUCUUUGGUUACCACUGUUGGCUUGUCAGCAGAAACAAAACCACCUUAGAGGCCUUCUGCACUCCAGUGUUUACAAGUGGCUUAGAAAAAAAUGGGUUCAACCUUGGCUUCAUCAAAAAUAUCCAGCAGGUGUUUGGAAAUAACAAGAAGUUCUGGUUAAUACCUAUUGGGUCCAGCCUUGGUGAUGGACACUUCUUUCCUAUGAGAUCUAUGAAUGAGUCGCAGAACCCACUAUUGGCAAAUGAAGAGUCCUGGGAAGAAGAAGACAUGCAAGACAGAUCUGAAACCUUGUACAGUACUUAUCAACACUUACACACUACCAUCACCCAUGAAGUUUACAGAAUUCUGUGUUUGGAGCCCUUCCGUCUUCGAAAUACGUCACCAUGGUGGAUUGAGAGCUCCACCAUUCCAAAGCUUUCCGUCAUACAUAUGCGCUGCAGAUAUUUGAGGACUUUGCAAGUUACGUAAUCCACGGACUCAACUAAGCAAUUAAGUUUUUCUUUCUUCACUUCAUUUCCCUUUUCCCUCAUCCACAGAGGCCGAAAUGUAACAUCUGUACUGUUCUGGGUGCUCUCUUCAUUCUGUCAGGUAAAGGCAAAUUCAAAAGACUCCUUCAGAGUUUUUCAUUAUCCUGGAAAGACUAUUAACCAUAUCUAUAUGGUCUUUGGAGUAUUGGAGGAAUCAGAUUAAAUUUGCUUUUUGUAAUGUGCCUGUGUUAACAUAUAUGUACAGCAUAUAUUUACACAAAAGCAUUGUAGUGUUGUAUAAAUCAAGGGGUAAAAGCUAUCAGGAAUCUGAAGCUUUUAUUUCAUCAUUCCCUUUGUCUAAAUUUAAACGUUUUCUGAGCUUUGGACAUCAUCUUAUAUCAAGUAGCUAAAAUUGUAGAAGGAGAUUCAACACAAUGCUACCAAAGUCUCUAAUUGGAAAUUACACAACAAUAUAACACCUGUUCGUUAUCCUGGGAAAAUAUCUGCCCUGGAGGUUUCUGGAAUUCCAAUAGAUGAGAUCAGACCAAACCAAACUUUCACUGUAUUACACAUGAUAAUUUGUAUUUUCAAGAUUUUUAAUGCCAGACUAUGGUCAAAUAACCCAACUAGUUUUAUUCCUUUCUCUGCGACUUGGCUUUAUGAAUUACACUAUAAUGGAAGAAAAGCUAUAAGCCCAGGAUAUGGACCACAGAUUUUGUUAAGGAGUUUAAGUGUGAUCACCAGGCUUAAUAAAAGUUCUGUUCAUCAAGGUCAAAUUCACAGCUGACAGAAGCACAGAGACUAGCACUGCAGAUCUGUAUUUUCACAGUAAGUGUGAGUGUCAACUAACAGCGUUGGUAAACUAACAGUGUUGUCAAGCCUUUCUUUGGUUUAGCCUCACUGGUAGCUCAGCAGCCAUUUAGAGAACUUAUAUCCAUUCCUCCAUUUAUUUAUAAUCAGCCUUUCUUUUUGUCCUCGUACCUGAAUCAGUAAGUACAGACACCGAUAAUGAUGCUGUAUAGUAAUAAUACCUAAGAGUAUUGAUUUUUCAUUUUUCAACCAGUUUCAUAGUGCUCACCUAUUGGCAAGAGAUGAAGAAAACAAAGUUGCCCGUCACCAGCAAUCAGUGGACCUGUGGAAGUAGGCAUUCCAUCUACUUAAAGCAACUCAACAUGGUCAUUGUGCCCUCUAAGUGAUGUUGACUAACGUGUGACUUUCAGCAUAAAUUAAAUGGGGUAUGAUCAACAUGA
Echinops telfairi (small Madagascar hedgehog) is the source of this 2404-nucleotide messenger RNA. RefSeq names its product zinc finger DHHC-type palmitoyltransferase 15 (gene ZDHHC15). Bases 1 to 1155 code for a protein of 384 amino acids. Gene Ontology annotation, molecular function: protein-cysteine S-palmitoyltransferase activity. Gene Ontology annotation, biological process: protein targeting to membrane; synaptic vesicle maturation; peptidyl-L-cysteine S-palmitoylation. The record is from RefSeq and is a predicted model, not a curated record. Gene Ontology annotation, cellular component: endoplasmic reticulum; Golgi apparatus. The transcript has 13 exons. NCBI's taxonomy places the organism in Eukaryota, Metazoa, Chordata, Mammalia, Afrosoricida, Tenrecidae.